AAGCUUGUAAGCGACUCCUUCUGACAAUCGCCAAGUGCAGCGCAAGAGGGGUUCUCAAAGCUUGUAAAAGGGGCUGAAGAGAUGCUGCAUGAAAACGUCCUUAUUAAGGCCUGCGUGCGAGAGCUUGAAGAGCAAUUAGCAGUAAUAACUAAGAGAAAAUCGCGUAAGAGAAAGCAGAUUCAGCAUGGUGGCACACUUGAGUAUGGCCCAGCAGCAUCGCGGGAGCUCAGUCAACUGUUUGGCGCUGUGGGAACUGCAGCAAAACUGGACACAACGCACGAACGUGCCAGGAGGGUGCAGAAACAUCUUCUAAAUCUGAUGCAAGCAUGCAGUAUGCUAGGUCACUGUUUAAUAGCAAGUAGUUGUAGUUGCAGUAACUUGUGUUAGUCGUGCCAAGAGAAAAUGGCCGGUUCGGUGAUAUGGCCGGCUCGGUGAUAAUCUACGUUACCCUACCUAUCCGCCAGCCUAACUACUGCCCACUCUUGCGCUAGAUAAUAAUAAGUACUAUUCUAGCUAGUAACUUACUAUUAAUAUAAGUU
Messenger RNA from Didymella exigua CBS 183.55, 539 nucleotides. RefSeq lists its product as uncharacterized. Lineage: Eukaryota; Fungi; Ascomycota; Dothideomycetes; Pleosporales; Didymellaceae. The record is from RefSeq and is a predicted model, not a curated record. Bases 82 to 387 code for a protein of 101 amino acids. The transcript has 2 exons.